AAUAUAAGGAACAAUGGCAAAGUUCAUCGCAGUACUCGUCGCCCUGGUCGCUGUGGCUCACAGCUCAGUAGUACCGGUAGUCAAAGUAGACGAUGACUCCUCCAGCUUUGCCUACGAUGUAGCUGAUCCUAACACUGGUGACUACAAAAGCCAAGUGGAGACACGUAAUGGUGGUGUUGUAAGAGGACAAUACUCUCUGAUCGAACCUGAUGGCACCAAACGCACUGUUGACUACACCGCUGAUGAUGUGAAUGGUUUUAACGCAGUUGUGCGCAAAGACCCUGUUGUGGCUUCCGUAGUUGCUGCUACUCCUGUUACCCGUACCGUUGUCGCCUCCGCUCCAUCUGUUGUUGCUGCCCGUACUUAUGCUGCCCCUACCUUGUACACUGCCUCGUCUCCAGUAGUAGCGAGAUCUUUUGUCGCACCUGGCGUAUAUGCGACUUCUUCUCCAACCGUGUUCUCUGCUCGCACCUACUCUACUCCUUCAUUUUACACGGGAGUACCUUCAGUAUACACUCCUGAAGUAUAUACCCGUUACGAUUCACCUUAUUACUCAACUUACGACUUACCCGCUACUUCCUAUAAAUAUUUGUAA
Molecule: messenger RNA, 595 nt
Organism: Nymphalis io (European peacock)
Lineage: Eukaryota; Metazoa; Arthropoda; Insecta; Lepidoptera; Nymphalidae
Product: larval cuticle protein A2B-like
Exons: 2
Coding region: 14-595 (193 amino acids)
Cellular component (GO): extracellular matrix
Source: RefSeq, a predicted model, not a curated record